ACGCGUAGUGCGACACCAGAUUGCACGGGAGCGAGCGGAGCUUCAGGGACCUCGAGUCUCACUGGUUCAGGGGCCUCGAAUCAAAGCAGGCCCAGCGGUGAAUGUGCGUCGUGAACCGGGCUGUAGGAUGCACGGGAGCAUCAUUAAAUAGAUGAUGCUUUGCCUUCUUGAUGCAAGCCGCCGCCUCCUCGGUUUUCCUCCCGUUUCAACUGUGUCUGACUCACAACAAAGGAACUGCCCAGAAUGCCUUGCGGUUAGCCCUACGGUGUACGCGCAUUCUCAACGCCCGAUGAAGACGCGAGUUGGAUAGAGUAGUUUCUGAGGCCUUAUGAAUUGUGGGAGUGGUGACUGCCAUUACUCCGAACGGGCCACCAUGUGUCUUUUAUUACAUUCUCACGGCUUUUAGAAGGAGAAUGUGUUGAGGUAAAGCAUAAACCAAAUGUCACAUCAAGAUCUGACAAAGUCUCUUGAUUCAUCAGCACAUGAACAUCAUUGGCCUUUGAAUAUUGAAGCAAAGAACACUGUUCACUAUGGAGAGAAACCAUACAUGUGUCCUGUGUGUGGACGAGGCUUCAGCCAGUCAUCUAGUCUGUCAAGACAUGAGCGCAUUCAUACUGGGGAUAAACCCUGUAAAUGUGGAGACUGUGAGAAGGAAUUCAGUUAUCCUUAUGAGCUGGAAACUCAUCGGCGUAUUCACACCGGAGAGAGGCCAUUUACCUGCUGUAUAUGUGGGAAGGGAUUUAUUCAAUCAUCUGCCCUAUUGACGCACCAACGUGCUCAUACUGGAGAGAGACCAUUUGUCUGCUCUGUGUGUGGGAAGGGAUUCACUCAAUCACCCCAUCUCACUGAACAUAAACUCACACACUCUGAUAAGAGACCAUUUCAGUGCUCUGACUGUGAAAAAAGUUUUAAAAGCAAAAAGGAUCUGCUGACACACCAGCGAGUUCACACUUGGGAGAGGCCAUUCACUUGCUCAGUGUGUGGGAAGGGAUUCAUUGAUUCAUCCCAUCUAUUGCGACAUCAACAAACACACACUGGGGAGAGGCCAUUCACCUGCUCUAUGUGUGGGAAGGGAUUUGCUCAGUCAUCCCAUCUCAUUGAACAUGAACUUGUCCAUUCUGAUCAGAGACCUUUUCAGUGUUGUGAAUGUGAGAAGAGAUUUAAAAGUAAAAGGUACCUAUUGAAGCACCAACGCACUCACGGUGGGCAGAAGCGUUUCACCUGCUCCCUCUGUGGGAAAGGAUUCACUCAGUCAUCUGAUCUGCUGAGACACCAUCAACUUCACCUGUGACUGCAGGGCUGGAUUCUGCUGUUCAUAAUGCUGUUAUUCACAUCCAAGAUUGAACUGUAUUUGUUCCUACUGAUGUUGAUCACUUGUUUAACUGAGAUGGAAUUUGAUAUUUUGAGUAAAUCAGGAAGCAUUGUUGAAAGACAUUAACCUAGAUACUUUAUAGGCCAGGUAGUUGUUUCAACAGAGUAAACUGAAGUUGUGCAUCAGUGAUGCGAAAGGAAAUUGAAAAUUCCAAUGGACAAUUUUCCUGUGUCCAGAACUCUUUGAAAAGAGCCUUAAAGUUUAAGAAUUCUGACAGUUCCAUCUCACUUAAGCUCAAUUGCUCUCCAAGAAAGGGUAGAGGAUGAAAAAAAUGAAAGUUUGACUCAGCAUUAGUCCUUACCAAUGACACCACCCUAGGUUUCCUUACAAGCCGCACUCCUGACCUGAGCCCACCAGACCUGGCAGCACCAGACCUACCCUUAACACAACAUUCUGACCUCACCUGUGAUGACAACUCUCCAACUUACUGUAAGCACUCAUCAUCUUACCGUGCAUUUAUGUCUUACAUUCACUUGGCACCCUAAUUCCCUCAACUACCAGUAUGCUCCACCUCAUCCACCUGUCACCCUUCAACUGUUUCCAACGUACCCUCUCACUUAGUCUUUCACGUCUCUGCUGGAAGUUUUAAACUUCAGAAUACAGCACUCUACUUAAAAAAAGGUGCAUGAUUUCUACGAUGAUCAAGGAUUCCUGGAUAGGUUCAUCAUAGGAGGCCCCUGUCCAGAAAUCUGCAGCACCAAACCAGUGAAUAUUUUUUUUAAUCUGACCAGAUUCAAUCUUAAAAUCAAUUAAAUAAGAAGUUAAACUACAUUAAUCUGUAUGGAAUUUCUGGGCUAUUGUUUUAGUUUUUGAUUUUAAUCACCUUGUUAGAGAUUUAGAUUAGAUUACUUUACAGUGUGGAAACAGGCCCUUCGGCCCAAUAAGUCCACACCGACCCGCUGAAGCG
This is a messenger RNA of Chiloscyllium plagiosum (whitespotted bambooshark), 2279 nucleotides long. RefSeq lists its product as uncharacterized. Lineage: Eukaryota; Metazoa; Chordata; Chondrichthyes; Orectolobiformes; Hemiscylliidae. Gene Ontology annotation, molecular function: DNA-binding transcription factor activity; RNA polymerase II cis-regulatory region sequence-specific DNA binding. The record is from RefSeq and is a predicted model, not a curated record. Gene Ontology annotation, biological process: regulation of transcription by RNA polymerase II.